Molecule: messenger RNA, 498 nt
Organism: Dendrobium catenatum
Lineage: Eukaryota; Viridiplantae; Streptophyta; Magnoliopsida; Asparagales; Orchidaceae
Exons: 1
Coding region: 1-498 (165 amino acids)
Source: RefSeq, a predicted model, not a curated record
AUGGCGUGGUCGAGAGGUGUCUGGUUCCUGCUCGGCAAGCCAUUUGUGCUUCAAAAGUGGCAUCCAAAGUUCAAACCCAUCAAGGAGGAAUUUUCAUCUGUUCUGAUCUGGGUGAAAAUGCACGACCUCCUGCUUGCAUGUUGGAAUUCAGAGGGGAUAUCACGUAUAGCGAGUAAAAUUGGGAUACCGGUUACAGCGGACAAGCUGACCGAGCAAAUGACAAAGCUAACCUACGCUUGUAUAUGUGUGCUGGUGGACAAUCUUGCUACAUACCCGGACGAAAUUCAGGUAUCCCUUGAUGGUGAUGUGGUCACCUUAAGAGUUCAAUAUGAAUGGCGUCCUAACCCCUGCGAUCACUGUAAAUCGUUUAUGCAUUUUUCAUCAUCUUGUCCAACUGUUCCUAAAGUUAACUCAGAAGAUCGCCCGAAGGAGUCGUCUAAUUUAAGAGGUAGGAGUUUCAGUCGAAAGCCACAUAAAAGGCCUAACUCGAAAAUAUGA